AUAUCAACAUGGCGUUAGGAUACCGGUUACACACCCAACCUUAUGAAGACUCAUUUCCGUCAUGUAAACCUUGAACUCUAUUGCUUAGAUAUGCAAUUGUGGUAUACAAUAGGUUUCUCACACUAUGGUGCCAGUGAUACGCGUGAUUUUCACCUUAAAACACUGAAGUAAAUAAUGAAAAUCCACCCAAGGUUUGACGUCUGACGUUUGACUGGGCCGACGUGCAGAGAAGCACUACAUAAACAAUCAUGGCAAAGGAAAUGAUGAUAGUGUUCGUGUACGACACGGCACGGUGUCGCAGAGAAGAAGAUGACCCCGCCGAGGCUGUUAUUUAUUUCCAUCCUGCUUGGGUAUCGCUUACUCAAAGGCUCGCGCUCGCUGGUCAAUUGAUGGGUGUUACACAGUUUCUUACUACAUCUUUCUCACCUCCACGAGUAAUUUCUCUACAAGGUGGCAAAUUUGUUUUAAAAAAAUUGGGACAGUAUAUACUAGCAGUUGGAACAGACCGAAAUAUCCAGGAUUGGGUAAUCCAGAGACGAGCUGAUACUUUGGAAUCGACACUGAAAUUUUAUCAUCGUGAUCUUGAAACUAUAUCGACAUCACUUGGUGGGGACAGAAACAGACUGACUGAGAAAUUAUAUCAAAUGUUUGAAACUUAUCUUCCUAUACUGCAAUACGGUGCCAACUUAUUCACCAAUCUUCCCACCAUCAAAUUUCCUAAGAGUGCAAGCAAUGUUUUUUUAGAAGCUAUACAAGUGCUACAAUAUUGCCAAGAAACAAGUGGUAUUUUAGGUGGUGCCUUGUUCUACAAUAAUAAGGUUGUGGCUACUCAGUUGAAUCCAGAAUUGACCAAACAAUUAAUCGUUACUGAUCCGUAUCGUAUAAAGGCCCCUGCGGAAACUGUAGGAACAGAGUUUGAUCUGCCAGCCGGAGUUCAACUCCUCAGAGUCUAUGUUGAACGCAAGCAAGUAAUAAAAUUGAAACAAGAUGCAGCUGGCGAACGCAUCUAUAAUUCGUAUCUCGAUCCUACGAUGAAAAAAACAAUGCUGAAAAAGAAUUUAUCGAAGAACAACAUAAAGGAUUCCUGCACCUCGGGUAUGAAACGUGAUACGUCACGGAUAUUCACAGUACCGGAAGAAGGAGAAUUAGACUCGAUGCAGUAUGAUAGCGGUGCACCUUUCUACCCCUCCCUGCCUCCCACAACAUAUAGCUCACCGGCAAAACGGAAGCAGGAUGUUACAAUAGAUCGCUCCAAGAUUGUAAAUCCGUUAACGCCUAGUGUUUGUUCUACACCUUUGAAGGAUGUUAACAGAAUGCUUCAUGGGACCACAGUAUUGAUCUGCAGCGGUGCGGAUGAUUGUGAAAGCAAAGCUAUGCCUGAAAAUCAAGUUCUUGAAGUAGAAAAUAUCAGCGACAUCCCAGACCUUGUCAAAGAAGCACUAAGGUGCAAAAGAGCAAACAAACUAAGGAAUGCACCUCCUAUCGAAAAGCUGGAAGAACGUAGAUUUCUCGAUAAAAAAUGUCUUAGUUUGCCAGACCUGAAUAACGCAUUACACAAACAUACGAACAGAGUAUCUCUUAGGUACUAUAGUAUAGGAUUACCAAAUUUGAAUGACAACCUUUGCUCUGACCUCUGCGAGGAUUCACCUCGGAAAAAACUUCCACCUGGAAAACACUUUUACCAUACAAUUACAGACCCAAGCUUCCCAAUAUUCAGAUCCGAUGGUUCACUGGUUUCCAAAGCUUUGUACGAUUUCAAUGUUGCUACACAUUAUCAGGAACUCAAGUGUGGUGCAACCAAUGUAAAGUUGCCUAAACAUACAGAUUUUUUCCAAAAAUUUCCAUCAAUGGGAAACGAUAAGGCAGCUAUGAUAGAAGGAUUACAUUGUCAAGUUCCGUCCGUUUCUGAGAAUAACACUGUUUCUAAUGCUAACGUAACAACAGAGAAAAAAACGAAACAAGAAAUUUAUCGUCGAUCUAUGAGUUUACCUCUUAAAUCUCUAAAUGCUCCAGAAGAAGAGGGUAGGGAAAAAUCGUCUUCGGAAUGCGGCAGCAUUUUCGAUUUACCUCAAAGAAAAAAACUUGACGGAUUACAGUUAACGCCGUUAAUGUCAAAGCUUAGUUUACUAGCGGACGAACGUACGAGCGGAUUUUGCAGUAGGGAAACUACACCAAAUGAAUUUCGUGACUUGUCAAGUUUCUCUAUAACGACAAACCAUUUGCUCAGAAGCAAACUGGAUGCAGCAAGCAAAGACGGGAGUGACGAGGAAGACGAUCUAGACCAAGACUGGAUUUAUUCCAAGACGGAGGAAAGUUCCCUGGAAAAACUUGAACUUUUUAUUUAUGGUCAGCAAAACAUGGUCCUAGUAUUGUUAAUGGAAGAAAAUGUUGGCAACAAUUUCGACCUCAUACAUUCCCUAUGGGAUACUUGUGUUCAAGUUCUCGCGAAACUAGAGUGUAAACUUCAACGAUGUCUAGAACCUCUACCACCCAGUGAUAGCAGAGAAUUGUACAGCGUCCUCAGUGUAGAUCCACAAUGGGAUACAGUCCACCGUGCCGGUCUCUGGGGUGUCACAGAGAUAGAAAUUGUCUCAUUUCUUCACGACAGAUUCAGUAAAGCUGGUAACAUGACAGACAUUGUAGUGAGAACUGAAGACACGGUCGUAUACGGAUACCAGUGCGGAAAGCUGCAAGUUUUUUAUCAGCAAGCUAUGGCACCCAAUAUGACUGGCGGACUACCUACACCAGCAGAUCUAAUGGGUGUUGUUCCUCUCAAGGCUAAGCGAAGACUGGAGAGAGAUCAUGGCAUAGUUUUGCUGUAAAUUGAAUCAGUUAUUUUUGUUUCAUUUCGGUUUCAUCUUGCAAAGAAUGGAAAAAUAUAAGAAGAAACACCAAAAUACAACAAGUAAAACUAACGCUAUAAGUAAAGAGCAUUAUUGCAGCAAUAAGAAAUUCAAGAUUAACGUUUGAUAUUAUACAUAUGUUAUUUAUUCAUGCGAGCUGCCCAGUUUCAUUCCAAACUCGAAACGACUAAUCCAGAAGGAGCUGGAGGUGUCUUGAUACUUCGAACUCUUGCCAAAAUAAGAUUUUUAUGGACCACGUAUUAUAAUUAUUAAGGCUUUGUAAAUUUUUUCGUAAUUUUCCUGACUUGUAAUUAAGUAACUCUAUUACAGAUACAACGUGUAUUUGUUACGAGCGAAUGUUUAUCAUUAUUAUUAAGUAUUAUAGUAUUAAUUGAUGUAACUGUAAUACCUACUUAACGUACACAAUACUUAUACGUAUUUAUAACUAAUUUAAGAAUUUGAAUUUGCUAGGAGCGAUGAGACAAAAAAAAAUAUGUACAUUGGAUGACGAUAGCUGAAAUAUUUCAUUAUAAUUGUUUCAUACAAAAAACACCGAGGAUAGUUGCAUAAUUAUUCAACGCGAAGUAUGCCGCUUGGAAACCCGACUAAGGCCGUAGAGAGGAGCCAGCUAAUCGAGCCCCCAGAAUAUCCAGUUUUAUUUGCAUCUUGAUAGCUCGCAGCCUGCAGAGCAACAACUGGUCACACCUUCGACUUGUUUGUAUCAACUGGUUUUAGUAUUUACCACGGAAAAAAUGUGGAAGCCAUUUCAAUGACAUCGAAUUUUUCUACCAGGUUCUUCAAGUAAAUAUCAACACGCGUUUAGAAUGCAGUUAACAUUGCUAUUAUUGUCAUAUCCUAUAUGUUUGUAUACUUAUUUUGGAAUAAAACCCAGUUGAGAAUCUGCAUU
Messenger RNA from Neodiprion fabricii, 3750 nucleotides. RefSeq lists its product as uncharacterized. Gene Ontology annotation, biological process: vesicle-mediated transport. The coding region runs from base 249 to 2822 and encodes 857 amino acids. Lineage: Eukaryota; Metazoa; Arthropoda; Insecta; Hymenoptera; Diprionidae. The transcript is spliced from 9 exons. The record is from RefSeq and is a predicted model, not a curated record.